AUGAUAGCCACAGUAGUUCAAGGACUAAUAAUGUUGGAGUAGUAUUUUCAACUAAAUCAUACCAAAGUGUCAAGAGAGAACUCAAACUAGAAAAUCAACAGAUCAACUAGUUAAAAGGGAAGCUUAUCUCAGAGAGGCAGUAGUUUGUCUAAAGAAAGGUCUAGAGAUAUAGGACAUAUAAAUACAAAUGGAAAACUACAGAAUGACAAAAUAUAUACUAUUUUUACUACAAAGGAAAAAUCAAAUGUAGUGAUUGCAAACGAAAAGGGUCUAGAGGGCAGAUAUAUCAAUGAAUAAAUAGUGGAUUCUCAGGACUUGAAAUAUUUAAGUUCGAAAUUUUGUGGCCAUUCACCCUACUUCACCUUUAAUUUUGAUAAUCUCAUCAAUGAAACCUAGAAAUAAGAGAAAUUUUACUCAUAGACAGUCAAGCCAAUUGUUAGAAAUUUUAUUGAAGGUGAAAAUGGUUCAGUAAUCCUAUUUGGUCCUACAGGAAGUGGAAAGACAUAUAGUUUGAAGGGCAAGGCUGGAAUUGAAAGAGGAAUUCUACCUAGAGCAGUAGAGGACAUGUUUAAUAUAAUUAGAAAUUGUACCGAUGACUAAGAUGAUUUAUACGAUUUGCAUGUAUUCAAUGGAAGAAGUCUGGGUGACUCUGACUAGGAAAAUGAUAUUAGUGCCAUUAAUACCCUUAAAUAUAACUCAGUAAAUAAUAGAUAAGGCUCAAAGAGAAACAGCGAUGAAAAAAUGUUCCUUAAGAUGACAGUAUACUAGGUAUUUAUAGAUAAGAUUCUAGACUUACUAGCCUCUAGAGCUAGUAAAAGCAACUCUAGUCGUUAAGCUUACGUUGAUCAUGUUAUAGAUCCUAAAACACAGGAAGUAGUUUCUAGACUUAAGAACAUAACAGAGAAAAUUAUACUUAAUCUAGAGGACUUCUACAGUCUAUUGCAAGAAGCAUUUAAGAACAGAAGGAUUGAGAGUGUAAGCACAUAGUAAUCUGACUUAAGAAAGAAGUCUCAUCUCGUAAUUAAUCUGACUUUAAUGAAGAGAACUUCCAUGAACAAAAUUCAAGAAAUUUCUACACUGAAUUUUGUCGAAUUAAGCGGAAGCGAGUAAGCCGUAACUCAGGAUAAAAUAAUGUCAGAUUAAUCCAUAAAGUAGUUUGUAACUAAAAGCUUCAACAGCUUGUCAUCAUAGUUACUUAGAUCAGCUUUAAGAAAAAAGACCAGCGGAUAUAAUAGUCUUAGUGAUGGUGAAGCGGUUAUAGUGGAAUGCUUAAGAAAAAGUCUUACUUCACAAUCAAAUAUCGCUUUGAUUUGUCAUGUCAAUCCUAGUCCAGCUCAUUUUGAACAUUCAUUGCCAGCUGUCAAAUUUUGUGCAAGGAUCAGAGACACCAUCUUAAAGAAGCUUUAGUAACAAGAAUAAAAUCUGUAAUCCUCUCAGUAAAAUAAGCAUAGGAAACAGAAAACUUAGGAAAGGUUUUAAAAUAGUAAUUUGAUGCAAAAACAAGUCGAUAUAAUGAGUCAAACUUAUUAGAGUAUUAAUACCUUAAAAGAAGAAAUUGCUUAAAAAUAAGUUGAAAUACAGUAAAAUUAGGGUUAUUAGCAUCUUGAAAGAAUCGAUGGAUGGGUUUUAGAAAAACUCCAAGUCAUUUAAGAAAUAAUGGAAGUUAUCAAAUAAGACUAAGGAUUGUUUGACGAGAAAUAAAAAAUAAUGUUGAUUUCAGAAUUGAAGCAGAUAUUUAAUGUUAAAGAUUCAUAUCAACUAAUGACUAAAAGUCCAGACUACGCCAAACCCCCUUUGCAAACAUUUUAAGAUCAUCAUCCUGCUCAAAUGCUGCAAAGAAACAGUUAACUUUAUUCUAGCAAUUACAACCCAUAUUAGCAAUCAACUUUUAAUUAAUAAGCACAUGAUAAGGAAUUGGGUUAUAAUCCACUAGCCUCAAUUUUAGUUGAUUCUAAUGAUAAGAAAUUCUACUCAAUAUACAAUGGUAACAAUAACUUGUAGAGCUAAAGAUAGAGCUACGAUAGAACUUCAAAUUAGAAUCAGCUAAUUUAUACAGAUAAUUAAAGUGUUAUUCAAAGGCAGCAAAAUGAACUCUAAUCACAACUACAAACUGAUCGCAAGUUUGAAACGGAAAAUGAUGUACUAAAUAGGAUUCAUCCAUUAGUUAAUAGGUCAUUAUCACCAAAGAAAAAUAGUAUUUCUGAAAAUAUCUCUCCUUCUAAGUAACCACUUAUUUUGUCUGGAGCAUAAAAUGGCAGAAGAGAUUAUGCUAGAUCUUAAAUUGGAUUCUAAAGUAUGAAUCCCAAUCUUGUAAACUAAAACUAAAAUUAUCCUUAGUUCUAGAAAGUUGAAUCAAAAGUACUAUCUCCAGUAAAGAAUCCUUUUGAAACCUUUAGUCGUACAAAAAUAUAAAAGAACCUAUAGUCACAAUAUUAAUAUCAAAUCCCCGAUUAUCAAUCAAAGCUUUUAUAAAUUAAGUAACUUUCAGUUUAUGGUAACUAGUAGGAGGCACUAUAAGAUAUUCUCAGAUUAUUUAGAUUAAAUGACAUUGAAGGCCUAAAAUUACGAAUUAUUCAAAUACUUAAGGAAAGAGAUUCUAUUGAAGAUUUAUUAAGCGAUUGCAUUGAGAACUUAAAGAGUUAAAAAGACCAGUUAGAAAUUAGAGACUAAAUCAUAUCUGAGUAGGAUCAAAUUAUAGAGUUGGGAAAAUUGGAGUUCACCCAAACUAUAUCUGAGAUGACAAAAACUCAUUAAGAGAAGGAAAAUAAUUAGCUGCUUUAAUCUACAUCAAUAAAUGAGCACUUGAGAGAGCUUUAAUAGAUGCUUUAAAAAGUAACAGAAGAUAAGGAACAGCUGAUUAAAGCUUAAAGCAUUCUUGAAAUGGAAAACAAAGAGCUUGUAAAGGUCAAGGAAGAGGCAGAAUCUAAAUAUUAAUAAGUCUAUUCUGAAAAUGAGAGAUUAAGGUCCAAUUACGAUAUUCUAAAAGAGCACGAAAUGAACAUAAUUAGGGAUACCGAAGACAAGAAGCAAAAGGAGAUUGCUUUUUAUGAAGUUAAAUAUACUGAGAUAUCCACAGAUAAUAAAUGUCUGCUCAAAGAUAAUAAAUAUCUCACUGAAUCAUUACAGAAGUACUCAUAUAGGAUAGAAUAAGAAGAGGAAACUAAGAUCUUGCUUUAAAAACAGAAUGAUUAAUUUGAAAGAGAAUAUUAAAAACUCUCACAAACUAAUGAUUAGCUUUAAAACUCCAAGGAUAAAUAAGCACAAGAGAUUCAAAGGCUGCAUUAGCUGAUAGAAAAAAUGGAAUAGAAAAUUUAGCUUGAAUAACAAAGCAAAUCAGAGGAAAUAGUAAUGAAGGAAAGUAAGGAGAGAGAAUGCUUAUAACUGAGAGAAGAGAGAAAAACUCUAGAAUAGUUUAUAAGUCUUAAAGAUUAGGAGAUCGAACAAGGAUUGAUCAGAGAAAAAGGUUUAAAAGAAUAAUUAGCAAGCUUGCAAAAAAGAAAUGAUGAAUACGAUAGAUAAAUAACAUUAAUGAAAGCAAAGGAGUAUGAUAAAGUAGAUGUGCUAAAAAAAUCGGCAGAAUUGGAAGCCAGAUUAAGAUACCUAGCUGCAGAUAAUGAGAACCUUUAGAAGGACAGAGCCAAUCUAGAAAGCAGUAAUAUGACAUUAAACAAGAGAAAUUCUGAGCUAGAGUAGUAAUUCUUAACAGUAUAAAGCGAACUAGAUUUUAUCAAGGCCGCGAAUGAAGAGCAUCUAGAUAACUUUGAUUCCAAGUUUUCUGACAUCAAUGCUGAGAUCUCUAAUCUAAGGAGUGAAAAUAUUAAUCUAAAGGAGAAAGAAAAGAACUAUAAGAGGAAGGUAAAGGAACUUGAAUAGGAGGGUGAUGAGCUAAGAGAAUAAGUUAGAAAGUCAGAGAAGUAAUGCUCUGAGAGUAGAUCUCAAGUAUUUGAAAUGGAAAAAGAGAUUAGACUUCUACUAGAAGAAAGAGAGCGAGAAAUGCGAGAUCAGGCUAAUAGAUUAUCUCUAGAUUUGCAAAGUAAAAGUGAGAAUAAAGGAGUAAUUCUAGGUGAUAUUCAUAAUAUGAUUAAGACUUACAAAGAUGAAAAGAAGUAAUGUAAAAGUGGUUAUAUUACAACAGCCCAUGCAUAUAGCACUAAUUCAAGUGGUUUAUAUUGA
This is a messenger RNA of Stylonychia lemnae, 4173 nucleotides long. Lineage: Eukaryota; Ciliophora; Spirotrichea; Sporadotrichida; Oxytrichidae. The record is from the annotation of a GenBank genome assembly.